Messenger RNA from Setaria italica (foxtail millet), 1979 nucleotides. Its product is annotated as protein NRT1/ PTR FAMILY 5.8. Bases 133 to 1710 code for a protein of 525 amino acids. The record is from RefSeq and is a predicted model, not a curated record. The transcript has 4 exons. Gene Ontology annotation, molecular function: transmembrane transporter activity. Gene Ontology annotation, cellular component: membrane. NCBI's taxonomy places the organism in Eukaryota, Viridiplantae, Streptophyta, Magnoliopsida, Poales, Poaceae. Gene Ontology annotation, biological process: transmembrane transport.
GGCGUGUCUGCUGCCGUCGUCGCCCGUCGUCUUGCAUUGGCUCGUUGGAGUCCACUGGAGGCUAUAAGUACGUGGUCCGCAGCAGAAGACGAGCGAAGCGUCAGUGUCAGCCCUGUUCGCCGCGGCGGCGCGAUGUCGGAGAAUGGGUCGUCGGCGAAGGUGGCGCUGAGCCGGCCGUGCGUCCUGAUCAUAGUGAUGGCGGGCGUGGAGAGGUUCGCGAACAAGGGGGUGGGGUCGAACCUGGUGACGUACCUCACCGGCGUCGUGGGGAUGAGCACGGCGGCGGCGGCCAAGAGCGUCGUCGCCUGGACAGGGGUCAGCUUCAUGCUGCCGCUCUUCAGCGCCAUCCUGGCCGACUCGUACUGGGACAGAUACUCCACCAUCGCCGUCUCCUCCUUGCUCUACGUCCUGGGUAUGUCAGCUAUCACGGCGUGGGCACUGCUACGCAAACGGAUGCCACGCUCCACGCUGUUCCUCCCGCUCUACCUGAUGGCGAUCGGGCAAGGUGGGUACCAACCCACACUGCAAGCCUUCGGCGCCGACCAGCUCGGCAUCGGGGACGACGACGACGACGCCGAGCCGGGCAUGACGGCGGAGGAGAAGGGCAAGGUGAAGGGCAUGUUCUUCAACUGGUGGUACUUCGGCCUGUGCAGCGGCAGCCUGCUGGGGAACUCCACCAUGUCCUACGUCCAGGACAACUUCGGCUGGGUGCUCGGCUUCGCCAUCCCCACAGGGGUCAUGGCCCUCUCCGUCGCGGCCUUCUUCUGCUGCACACCUCUCUACAGGCAGACUCAGCCCAAGGGUGCCAGCACCAGCAGUAAGCCGUCUCAGAAUAAAAUCUUCAAGGUCUUCAAGUCGAUCAUCCCAAGUCGGAAGAUCAGCCUGCCAUCUAAAGACGACAAUGGAGAUGCCAUUUCUGAGCUAGAGUUGCAGGAGAAGCCACUGAAAACUGAACCGGCCGAAGCGAAGGAGGCCCUGGGCGAGGCCGCGCCUAGCGUGGCGAGGGUCAUCCUCGGCCUCCUGCCGAUCUGGGCGAUCCUGCUUAUCUUCGCUGUGAUCUUCCAGCAGCCGAUGACGUUCUUCACGAAGCAGGGCAUGCUGAUGGACCACAAGCUCGGUGCCUUCGUGGUCCCGCCGGCGAUGCUCCAGAGCUCGAUCACGAUCUCCAUCAUCCUGCUCGUGCCCAUGUACGACCGGGUGAUCAUCCCGCUGUUCAACGCCGUCACCCGGGGCACCGAGGGGAUCACGGUGUUCCAGCGGAUCGGCGUCGGCAUGGUGCUCUCCGUCGUCGCCAUGGUCACCGCCGCGCUCGUCGAGUCGUGGCGGCUCCGCGUGGCCAACGCCAGCGCCCGGCUGAAGAUCUUCUGGCUGCUGCCGCAGUACGUCCUGCUGGGCGUCUCGGACGUGUUCACGGUGGUGGGGAUGCAGGAGUUCUUCUACACGCAGGUGCCGGCGUCCAUGAGGACCAUCGGCAUCGGGCUCUACCUCAGCGUCUUCGGCGUCGGGGGAUUCCUCGGCGCGUUCCUGAUCACCGCGCUCGAGAUGGCCACGGCGAGGCCCGGUAACUCACGGGGGUGGUUCUCCGACGAUGCCCGGGAGGCGCACCUCGAUAACUACUACUGGUUCUUGGCUUUCCUGUGCUUCAUCAGCUUUCUGAUCUUCACGCACUUGUGCAAGUUCUACAGUGGCAAAAACGCAUCAGGGAAGUAGGAUCUGGUGGAGCAGGAACUAGAACGACUUGAUGUUUCUUUAACGGUGGCUUCAGGGAUAGUUUCAGAUAAUCAGGUGUGUUUUGUUUUCAGACUUCAGAGUGAGCUGUGUAGUUCAGGACUUCAGGUGUGUUCUGUUGUAGUGUUGUGUGAGGCAAUUGUGCAUAGCCUUGUCUCCUUAUGGUUUGUCAGAGGCUCAGAGCAAAUGGAGGUCCAUAAACAUGUUAAAUAUACUCUUUUUCACAUUUUAAUGAAGGAAUAGUCUACACA